This is a messenger RNA of Pteropus alecto (black flying fox), 3537 nucleotides long. It is a transcript of the gene BTBD2, whose product is annotated as BTB domain containing 2. The record is from RefSeq and is a predicted model, not a curated record. Lineage: Eukaryota; Metazoa; Chordata; Mammalia; Chiroptera; Pteropodidae. The transcript has 8 exons. Gene Ontology annotation, molecular function: protein binding. Bases 1458 to 2711 code for a protein of 417 amino acids. Gene Ontology annotation, cellular component: P-body; cytosol. Gene Ontology annotation, biological process: neurogenesis.
GGUGACGUCGCCUCCAGAGCCCUGGCUCUCCAGAAGCUUCUAGAACUUGCUUCCGCGGCAAGGGGGCCUCUGGAGGCCCCCACCCCGUUUUAACUUUUGUAUUUUUAACUGACAUGUAAUUCACAUGCCGAACAAAGUGUGCAGUUCAGUGGCCUUUAGUAUAUUCACAGGGCCGUUCUCCCAGCGCCCCAGAAGGGAGACCCGGGCACCCCCAGCAGCGCCCCCAGCCCCGGCCCCUGCUCUCCCGCUCCCCUUCUCCGCAUGCGCCUGCUCGGCACGGUUCGCAUCAGUGGAAUCACACAGCGUGGCCUCUGUGUCUGGCUUCUCACUGAGCAUCGUUUUUGGGGUCCGUCCACGACUUGUGUAGGGUGUGUCCGGGCCCCUCGUUUUGAUCCUUGCUAGUCGACAGUUAAAGCACCACGAGGUAAGACUUGUAAAUGCCACCUUUUUUCCUUUUAAGUUUCAGAACUUUUGCUCUAGUGAGCGCCCGGGGAGGGGGGCUGUCACAGUCGCAGGACACAGAGCCACCUCGGACGAGAGGCGAGGCUGGGGCACCAUGGCAGCGUGGCCUGUGUGACAUCUCGGCCCUGGCUGUCCAGCGGGGUGACUUGGGAAUGUCCACGCCUUCCUCCUUGCCAUUGGGCUCCCAGGACACAGGGUGUCCCUCGCCGUGGGCGACUCAAGGUGACCCCGAACACUUAAAACAUCUCUUUGAACACAGCGUUUGCUCUCUUCCUCCCAAUGACGAAGGUGGCCCAGGCACACGCACCAUGAACACGGGGACGUACAAAGGACAGCGUGGGCUGGCCCCUCCGGGCCGGGGUCCCGUGUGCAGGGUGCUUGUCCCUGCUUGUCACCCAUGCCCUCAGUUCGUUGGCGGGUGUCCUUGUGUUGGCGUCGGCACCCAUAACCGCUGACUCCGUGGGACAUCAUGGGUGCUGUGGCCACCCAGCGCCCUCCAGCUAUAGCACUGAGGGACAAGCCCAGUCAUGCAGCGCUGCGCCUUCCUCAGUGGUUCCCCUGCCUGGGGCCGGUGGCUCUGUCUUCGCUGGUCCCCUCAGCCCCUGUGACUGCAGAAGAAGCCGAACAGUUUGCGGGCAGGGCUGUGUGCCAGUAAAGCUUUAUUCAGGAAAGUGACAAAACCAUACUAAGACAUCACUUCACACUAGGACGGCUAUUACAAAAGUGACAAAAGAAAAGGAAGCCAGCAAGGCCAUGGAGACAUCAGGGCCCUCGCGCCUGGCUGGGGGUGCGAAGCUGGGUGGCCGCUGUGGGGAUGGUUUGUGGGUCCCUCAGAAGUUAAACGGAGAGUCACCGUUCGACCCAGCAACUCCACGGCUGGGAGCCCAGGGGCACCGGGAGCCGGGCGCAGGCAGAACCGCCCCUGGCCCUCCACACAGCCGCAGGACGCGCCGUGGCCAGAAGGUGGACACGAGCUCAGUGUCCCCGGACAGGUGAUGGACACAGUGAGGUCCCUCCAGACAGUGGAGCAUGACUCAGCCCUGAAAAGGACGGGCAUCCAGACACUUGCUGCAGCCUGGGUGGACCUGGAGGACACUGUGCUCAGUGACAUAAGCCAGACACAGAAGGACACGUCCUGUGCGACUCCACUCAAUGGGAGGUCCCUGGAGGAGUCAGAUUCAGAGACGGAGAAUAGAUGGUUCCUCUACUCGGAUGAGGUUCAGAUCGGGCCCGAGACCGUCAUGACCACGCUCUACACAGCCAAGAAGUACGCAGUGCCCGCGCUGGAGGCGCACUGCGUGGAGUUCCUGAAGAAGAACCUGCGGGCGGACAACGCCUUCAUGCUGCUGACACAGGCCCGCCUCUUCGACGAGCCGCAGCUGGCCAGCCUGUGCCUGGAGAACAUCGACAAGAACACGGCCGACGCCAUCGCCGCAGAGGGCUUCACGGACAUCGACCGGGACACGCUGGUGGCCGUCCUGGAGCGGGACACGCUGGGCGUCCGCGAGGUGCGCCUGUUCAACGCCGUCGUCCGCUGGUCUGAGGCCGAGUGUCAGCGGCAGCAGCUGCAGGUGACGCCCGAGAACAAACGCAAGGUCCUGGGCGAGGCGCUGGCCCUCAUCCGCUUCCCGCUGAUGACGAUCGAGGAGUUCGCCGCAGGGCCUGCUCAGUCGGGUAUCCUUGUGGACCGGGAGGUGGUCAGCCUCUUCCUGCACUUCACCGUCAAUCCCAAGCCUCGGGUGGACUUCAUUGACCGGCCGCGCUGCUGCCUCCGCGGCAAAGAGUGCAGCAUUAACCGCUUCCAGCAGGUGGAGAGCCGCUGGGGCUACAGCGGCACCAGCGACCGCAUCAGGUUUUCCGUCAACAAACGCAUCUUCGUGGUUGGCUUCGGGCUCUACGGCUCCAUCCAUGGGCCCACGGAUUACCAAGUGAACAUCCAGAUCAUCCACACGGACAGCAACACGGUUCUGGGCCAGAAUGACACAGGCUUCAGCUGCGAUGGCUCGGCCAGCACUUUCCGGGUCAUGUUCAAGGAGCCGGUGGAGGUGCUGCCCAAUGUCAACUACACGGCCUGUGCCACACUGAAGGGCCCGGACUCCCACUACGGCACCAAAGGCCUGCGCAAGGUGACCCACGAGUCGCCCACGACGGGGGCCAAGACGUGCUUCACCUUCUGCUACGCGGCGGGAAACAACAACGGCACGUCGGUGGAGGACGGCCAGAUCCCGGAGCUGAUCUUCUACACCUAGUCCCCGGCCAGCCGCCUGUGCAUGCGGCUGCGGCUCCGCCCACGUCCCUGGUGUCCCCCUGGGCCCGCUGGCUGCCAGUUCAGAGCUGGGAGGUCGCCGUCGGGCGGGACGAUCCCUCAGGACUGCGGCCGGGGCUGGCCUGACCCGGGAGGAGGUCCCUAGGACUCAGGUGUAGGCGUCCUGCUCGCUGUUCCUGCAGCUCAGGGCCACCUGGCCAGCUACCCGAUGGUGGGACCGUGCAGGCCGUCUCAUUUUCGUGUGACCGCACAUGGCAGUGCAUCUCGGGGCCCCAGCUCUGGUAGGGGACCACGCUGGGCGCCCUCCCUAGUAUGUGUGGUUGGGGUGUGUUCCUUUCAUCUGUUCACUGGGGACGCUCAGGCCCCCUGAUCUGGUCCCCAGGAUGUAGGCCUAAGACCCAGGGGGUAGGACUCGGGGGGCUUGCACCCCAACCCCAGGUCCUGCAGGCCAUCUGCCAGGCCCUACCCAUUUCAGCUUCCCUGGACAGACCCCUCCUGGCUUCAGCCCGUCUGCCUGGGAGGGGCGACGCUGUGGGCAGCCAUGGUGGCCACGUCCCUGCUGCCCAUGGGUCCAGAGGACCCUGCCCACCUGCCUGUACAUAACUGUCCCCGCUCGCCCGCCCAGCCCGAGUGAGCGCUCCGCCCACAGGCGCUGGAGGGCACAGCCCGCCCGAUGCGACCCCUUCACCCUCUGGUGUUUCUGCCCCUUGCUGCCCGCUGGAAUCUGUGUCCUCCCGGAAGCCAUGGAAGGUGUGCCUGCUCAUGCCACACCCCAAAAGAUUUUUUUAAAUAAAAAGAAACAGAUCUAA